AUAUAAAUCGCUCAAACUCUUUUCCCCUCCCCCUAUUCGAGCGCUCUCUCCCUCUCUCUGUAUGCCCUCAAAUUCCUCUAUCCGAGAAAACAUCGGAUCCCUGUCUUUCUCUCUACUCUGUUGACUCAUUUUGAUUCUCUCUCUUUCUCUCUCUAGAAAUGGGGAAGAACAUUCUGGUGACUGGUGGAGCUGGUUACAUCGGUAGCCACACGGUCCUGCAACUACUGCUUGGAGGAUUCAAUGUUGUGGUGGUCGAUAAUCUCGACAAUUCUUCGGAGAUUGCCAUUAAAAGAGUCACUGAGCUUGCUGGAGAAUCUGGAAAAAACCUUGUUUUUCACGAGGUUGACCUGCGAGAUAAGGUGGCCUUGGAGAAAAUCUUUUCUUCUUCGAGUUUUGAUGCUGUCAUUCACUUUGCUGGAUUGAAAGCAGUGGGUGAAAGUGUACAGAAGCCAUUGCUUUACUAUAACAACAAUCUAAUUGGAACUAUUAAUCUCUUAGAAGUGAUGGGUGCACAUGGUUGCAAAAAGCUGGUGUUUUCAUCAUCUGCUACGGUUUAUGGAUGGCCAAAGGAGGUUCCCUGCACCGAGGAGUUCCCACUAUGUGCCACGAACCCGUAUGGGCGAACUAAGCUUUUUAUUGAAGAGAUCUGCCGAGAUAUCUAUCGUUCAGAUUCAGAAUGGAAGAUUAUAUUGCUUAGAUACUUUAAUCCAGUGGGUGCUCAUCCUAGUGGCUAUAUUGGAGAGGAUCCUCGUGGAAUCCCGAACAAUCUCAUGCCCUUUGUUCAACAAGUUGCUGUAGGCCGGAGACCAGCAUUAACAGUAUAUGGCAAUGAUUAUUCGACAAAGGAUGGCACGGGGGUCAGGGAUUAUAUUCAUGUUGUGGACUUGUCAGAUGGACACAUUGCUGCCGUACAGAAGCUUGAUGACCCUAGUAUAGGUUGUGAAGUAUAUAACCUAGGAACUGGAAAAGGAACCUCCGUCUUGGAAAUGGUAGCAGCAUUUGAGAAGGCCUCUGGAAAGAAACUUCCUCUGGUUAUGGCUGCUCGCCGUCCUGGGGAUGCCGAAAUAGUCUACGCAUCCACUGACAAAGCGGCACGCGCAUUGAACUGGACAGCUAAAUAUGGGAUAGACGAAAUGUGCCGGGACCAAUGGAACUGGGCGAGCAAGAACCCAUGGGGCUAUGGGUCACCUGACACGAACAACUGAAAAAGUUCGAGGCUGUUGCUCUAGAGAGGUGAGAUUUAUUUCUGCGACUGUCGCAU
Amborella trichopoda is the source of this 1261-nucleotide messenger RNA. Its product is annotated as UDP-glucose 4-epimerase GEPI48. The record is from RefSeq and is a predicted model, not a curated record. Gene Ontology annotation, cellular component: cytosol. Gene Ontology annotation, biological process: galactose metabolic process. Lineage: Eukaryota; Viridiplantae; Streptophyta; Magnoliopsida; Amborellales; Amborellaceae. Gene Ontology annotation, molecular function: UDP-glucose 4-epimerase activity.